Xyrauchen texanus (razorback sucker) is the source of this 1383-nucleotide messenger RNA. RefSeq names its product cerebellin-2-like. Bases 38 to 643 code for a protein of 201 amino acids. The record is from RefSeq and is a predicted model, not a curated record. NCBI's taxonomy places the organism in Eukaryota, Metazoa, Chordata, Actinopteri, Cypriniformes, Catostomidae. Gene Ontology annotation, molecular function: protein binding. The transcript is spliced from 3 exons.
UUAGGAAUUUUUGCUUAGAGGUCUUCCACAGUCUAUAAUGUUAAGAGCCAGGGAACCGGGCUCUUUAGCCGUGCUGGCCUCCACACUUCUUUUGGGAUGCGGCGUUGCGUACUCCCUCGGACACAAUGACACAGAACCUGUUGUUUUGGAAGGAAAAUGUUUAGUUGUGUGUGACUCGAACCCGUCCGCCGAAGGAGGAGUGACUUCGUCGUUUGGAAUAUCUGUCCGAGCUGCUGGUGCUAAAGUGGCUUUCUCAGCCGUCAGAGGAACUAACCAUGAACCAUCAGAGAUGAGUAACAAAUCAAUGACAAUCUACUUUGAUCAGGUACUAGUGAACAUUGGAAAUCAUUUCGAUCUUAAGACGAGUGCAUUUCAAGCACCGCGGAGAGGUAUUUACAGCUUCAGUUUUCACGUUGUAAAGGUCUACAACCGACAGACAAUUCAGGUCAAUCUGAUGCACAAUGAAUACCCAAUCAUAUCUGCUUUUGCCGGUGAUCAAGAUGUCACUCGCGAGGCAGCGAGUAAUGGAGUUCUGCUGCACCUUGAGCGCGAGGACAGACUCUAUCUCAAAUUGGAGAGAGGGAAUCUAAUGGGCGGGUGGAAGUACUCCACAUUCUCUGGCUUCCUUGUUUUUCCUCUCUAAUUUUAUACACUUUAAAUGGCUCGGACUGAAGACUAAGAGGCCGUUCAGACCGAACGCGUUCUUGCGUUAUAAAGCUUGAUACAGCGCAUAUAAUAAUACAACACAAGUGUCUCGAGAAGCGUUUUUAAAAGUUAUCUGCCUUCUACAGUACACAAACGCGGCGCUAGGGUGAAAGACGCCCGUCUUGCGCGAGUUUACAUAGAAAAACAAUGGGGAAAGAGCCAGACGGAUACAAAACGCGUUCGGUGUGAACGGCCCAGGCUAUCUGCUUUCGAAAAUAAAUGUAGCAGCGGGCACCACAUGGAAUUUGUUUUAUUUUAAUUAUUUAUUUGUAUUAACUAUAUGUGAUAUUAAAAAGAAAGUUUGACAGUCAUGACCAUUUCAUGUCUGCAUAGCUAUGGGAAAGAAUGAUGUUCAAAUUAUCUCAUUGUAUUUUACAGUCUAAUCAACAUUUUUAUUUUCAGGGGCAUAUUUUUGCACGAAGUGUGUUUUGGUACGUGCUUGUCAUUGAAUUUAAUGUUGUAUAGCCCUCAUAAAUGUAUUCAAUAUGAGCAAGGUACAAAAACAGCCAUUCCUCUGUAAUCGUGUUGUUCGGCUUAAUGCAUAGGCAAGCAAUGAAAUCUUGCAUUUUAUAUAACUUGAAUGUAAAUAUACCAUGUCAUAAACACAAGGAAUGUAUUUAAAACUGUUCUAGCACUUGCGAGUUUAUUUUGCAAGAGAGGUGAAUAAAGAUAUUUAAG